Messenger RNA from Cajanus cajan (pigeon pea), 798 nucleotides. RefSeq lists its product as uncharacterized. NCBI's taxonomy places the organism in Eukaryota, Viridiplantae, Streptophyta, Magnoliopsida, Fabales, Fabaceae. The record is from RefSeq and is a predicted model, not a curated record. Gene Ontology annotation, molecular function: catalytic activity.
AUGAACUUCCUAUGUUGGAAUUGUACAGGAGCGGGAGCCAAAGGUUUCGCGCCCUUAGUCAACGAUUUGAUCAGAACCCACGAUGUGGGACUCAUCUGUCUGUUAGAAACCCACAUUAGUGGAAAUCGGGCUGUUAAUGUAACUCGUCGUAUUAAGCUUGACAAGAAUUUCUUGGUGCAUGCUAAUGGUCAAUCGGGUGGCCUUUGGUGCUUAUGGGAUUCGUCGAAAUGGAACAUUGAGGUUAUAUAUCAUACAUCACAGUUUAUUCAUUUAAAGAUUUUGAAUGACUCCUUGCCUUGGUUUGUCACCAUGGUGUAUGCUAGUCCACAUUUACAAGAAAGAUCAACGCUAUGGAACAACCUAACUAGAUUAGCACAGAUCGUGGAUGGCCCCUGGAAUCUAAUGGGUGAUUUCAAUGUUGUUCUUCGCCCUCAUGAGAGAAUGGGCAGUGCUACUACGAGGAUAAAUCGUGGAGAUAUCGCGUUCAACAACUUUGUGAACCAGUGUAACCUAUUGGAUAUUGGAUUCACAGGUUCUCCCUUCACUUGGAAACGUGGUCAACUCUUUGAAAGGCUGGACAGGUCGCUGGAAAAUUAUGAUUGGCGUAUACAGUUUCAUGAAGCCUCCAUCAUUCAUUUGAACCCGCUCAAAUCAGAUCAUGUGCCCUUAUUGCUUCGUUUUGCUGAUAAUUUUCCUCGCCGACCCACGAGACGACCAUUCAAGUUUGAAGCUUCUUGGUUAACUCAUGAAGAUUUCCCCCAGCUGAUGAAACGUGAAUGGAAUGCAAAUGGCCAGUGA